AUGGCGCGUCAUUGGAGAGGGACGAUGAUGGCGGCGGUCGGUGCAUCAGAAGUGAUCACACAGCUGGAAAGCGCUGCCAAAGUUUUAAUGGCACCGCCGUCCAUGGUCAGCACAGAACAGAGGCAGCAUGCUGAACACGUAUUUCUCUCCUUCAGGAAGUCCAAAUCCCCUUUUGCCAUCUGCAAGCACAUCCUAGAGACCAGUAAGGUGGACUAUGUGCUGUUCCAGGCAGCCACAGCCAUCAUGGAGGCCGUCGUGCGGGAGUGGAUCCUGCUGGAGAAGACCAGCAUCGAGUCGCUCCGGGCAUUCCUUCUCACCUACGUCUUACAGAGACCCAACCUGCAGAAGUAUGUCCGUGAGCAGAUCCUGUUGGCCGUGGCGGUCAUCGUGAAGAGAGGCUCUCUGGACAAAUCCAUCAACUGCAAAAGCAUCUUUCACGAGGUCGGCCAGCUCAUAAGCAGCGGGAACCCCACAGUGCAAACACUGGCCUGCUCCAUCCUCACCGCUCUACUCAGUGAGUUCUCCAGCUCCAGUAAGACCAGCAGCAUCGGCCUCAGCAUGGAGUUUCACGGCAGCUGCAAGCGUCUGUUCCAGGAGGAGGGCCUGCGUCAGAUCUUCAUGUUGACCAUGGAGGUGCUGCAGGAGUUCAGCCGCCGCGAGAACCUCAACGCCCAGAUGUCGUCAGUCUUUCAGCGCUACCUGGCUCUGGCCAACCAGGUCCUCAGCUGGAACUUCCUGCCACCCAAUCUGGGGCGCCACUACAUCGCCAUGUUCGAGGCCACGCAGAACGUCACGCUCAAGCCUACGGAGUCCUGGAGGGAAGCGUUGCUGGACACCCGCGUCAUGGACCUCUUCUUCACCGUACACAGGAAGAUUCGGGAGGACUCGGACAUGGCCCAGGACUCCCUGCAGUGCCUGGCCCAGCUGGCCUCCAUGCACGGGCCCAUCUUUCCUGACGAGAGCGCCCAGGUGUCCUACCUGGCUCACCUGGUGGAGGGUCUGCUGAGCAUGAUCAACGGGAUUGAGAUCGAGGACUCGGAGGCAGUUGGCAUCUCCAAUAUCAUCUCCAAUCUGAUCACCAUGUUCCCUCGGAGUACUUUAACAGCGCUGCCCAGCGAUCUCUUCACCUCCUUCAUCAACUGCCUCACUUUGCUCACCUGCUCGUUCGGACGCAGUGCCGCCCUGGAGGAGGUGCUGGAUAAGGACGACAUGGUUUACAUGGAGGCCUACGACAAGCUGCUGGAGUCCUGGCUCACGCUCGUCCAGGACGAGGAGCACUUUCCUCGUGGCUGCUUCGUGCAGCCGGCGAUCCAGGUCUUCAACUCGUAUAUCCAGUGUCACUUAGCUGCUCCUGACGGCACACGCAACCUGUCAGUGAAUGGCAUAUCGUCUCACGAUGAGGACGAGAUCAAUGAGCUGCAGGAAGACGACCGGGAGCUGUUCUCAGAUCAGCUGUCGAGCAUCGGCAUGCUGGGACGUGUGGCAGCAGACCACUGUAUCCCCCUGCUCACAAGUCUGCUGGAGGACCGGGUGACACGGCUGCACGGCCAGCUCCAGAGGACGCAGCAGCAUCUCAUGGCUUCAUCUGACCCUGGAUCAAUGGACCGCAAAGUCCUGGACGACCUCUAUGAGGACAUCCACUGGCUCAUACUGGUCUCAGGGUAUCUAUUAGCAGACGACCCUCAGGGUGAAACUCCGUUGAUCCCCUCGGAGGUGAUGGAGUUCUCAAUCAAACACUCGACGGAGGUGGACAUCAACACGACGCUGCAGAUCCUGGGCUCACCGGGGGAGAAGGCCUCGUCCAUACCGGGCUGCAACCGCACAGACUCCGUCAUCAGGUUGCUGUCGGCGGUUUUGCGGACGUCAGAGGUUGAGUCCAGGGCGACCAGAGCGAGCCUGACGGAGCUGCUGAGCCCGCAGAUGGGGAAGGACAUCGUGUGGUUCCUCAGACGCUGGGCCAAGACGUACCUGCUGGUGGACGAGAAGCUCUACGAGCAGAUCAGCAUGCCCCUGAGCACAGCGUUUGGCGCAGACACGGAGGGGGCCCAGUGGAUUGUGGGAUACCUUCUGGAGAAGGUGAUCAACAACCUGUCUGUGUGGAGCUCGGAGGCGGAGCUGGCCAACGACACUGUGGAGCUGCUGGUGACGCUGGUAGAGAAGAGGGAGAGGGCGAACAUCGUGGUGCAGUGUGAGAGCUGGUGGAACCUGGCGAAGCAGUUUGCCAGCCGCAGUCCGCCUCUCCACCUGCUGUCCAGCUCGGUGCAGAGGUCUCUGAUGAAGGCUCUGGUCCUCGGAGGCUUCGCACACAUGGACUCUGACACUAAACAGCAAUACUGGGCCGAGGUGCUUCACCCUCUUCAGCAGCGUUUCCUCAACCUCAUAAACCAGGAGAACUUCGCUCAGAUCAGCCAGGAAGAAGCCGUCAAACAGGAAAUCGUCGCUACGUUAGAGGCGCUGUGCGGCAUCGCAGAGGCGACGCAGAUCGACAACGUGGCCUCGCUCUUCUCUUUCCUCAUGGACUUCUUGUCCAGCUGCAUCGGCCUCAUGGAGGUUUACAGCAACACACCCGAGACAAUCAACCUCAUUAUUGAGGUUUUUGUGGAAGUGGCUCACAAGCAGAUCUGCUACUUGGGAGAGACUAAGUCCAUGAAGCUGUACGAGGCCUGUCUCACGUUGCUACAAGUCUACUCCAAGAACAACCAGAGCCGGAAGCGAAGCGACGCCACGGCCGAGGAGGACCAGUACCAGGACCUGCUGCUCAUCAUGGAGCUGCUCACCAACCUGCUCUCCAAAGAGUUCAUCGACUUCAGCGACACAGAUGAGGUGUUUCGGAACCAAGACCAGGGAACGCCGGCCUCCAAUAGGACAGUAUCGGCAGCAGAUGUGGUUCUUUAUGGCGUCAAUAUUGUUCUUCCACUCAUGUCUCAGGACCUGCUCAAGUUCCCCUCUCUGUGUAACCAGUACUACAAGCUCAUCACCUUCAUCUGUGAGAUCUUCCCAGAGAAGAUCCCACAGCUGCCUGAAGACCUCUUCAAGAGCCUCAUGUUCUCCCUGGAGCUGGGAAUGACCUCGAUGAGUUCAGAGAUCAGUCAGCUGUGCUUGGAGGCAUUGUCUCCUCUGGCUGAACAGUGCGCCAAAAACCAGGAGAAGGACACGCCUCUCUUCAUCGCCACUCGUCACUUCCUCAAGUUGGUGUUUGACAUGCUGGUCCUGCAAAAACACAACACAGAGAUGACGGUGGCAGCAGGAGAAGCUCUUUACACACUCGUGUGCCUGCACCAGGCGGAGUACUCGGAGCUGGUGGAGACACUGCUCUCCUCUCAAAGAGACGCCGUCAUCUACCAGCGGCUGGCCGACGCCUUCAACAAGCUGACGGCCAGCAGCACGCCGCCCACCAUGGACCGGAAACAGAAGGUUGCCUUCCUCAAGAGCCUGGAGGAGUUUGUGGCCAACGUGGGCGGCCUGCUCUGCGUGAAAUAACCACUGAGAAACCGACUCCGCCUCGAUUCAUCGUUUUGAAAAGCAACCAAUCAAAGACUCCCCCACCCACCAACCCUGGCUUCAUCCCUAUGAACUAUGGGUAGAGGAGACAGCUCGGAGGACCUCUCUGUCUCUGCACCUGCUGGGGAAUCAUCUCAUGCCUGAAUGUUGACCCCGUGUUCUCAUCCUCGGGUUUCCUCUUUUGGUUUUGUUCUCCUCCCCAACCGUUACGCACAUCAUGACGAGAGAGAGGCGGAGCAGCGGCUGAUGUCGAUGGAGUUGUCCUCCUCCUCCUCAUGUGCCUGGAGGCCGCCAGAGUGCACACAAACACACACACAGGAACACACACACACACACACACAAACACACAUACAGGGUAAAACAGGUUGCUGUUACUGAAAAGUGAAGAAGUUUUUUCCAGUGUGAGGGUUUAUAGAUGAAGGUAUUAGAGGGGCCUUGGCGACACACACACACACUUCUUUUUUUAACAGUUUCCACACACACACACACACGUCGCCCCAAUCCUUCCCAGAGUGCCUUUGUUUUGUUGAUUGUUCUGUGCGUUUGUGUGCGUGUGUGUGUGUGCGCGCACGUGCGUGCACAAGAGCGAGCAAAUCACGUCAUACAUCAACUGACAAGACACGUCGACUGUGCCUGCCAUUCGCCAAAAAACUCAGUGGAUGCACACACAUUCACAAACACACACACGUGCACGGAACAUUACACGCACGUGACAUGUUGCCAUGACAACAAAGGUAUGGCUAUGGCCGGCCCCCGCUGUCUUUGGGCUUGCUGAACCACACAGCACAGGAGGGCGUUUGUUUGUUUGUUUGUUUGUUUAUUUGUUUGAUUGUUGGCGAUGACAGAAAACCAAAAUCAGAUUGCAUUUCACUAAAGGGUGUACAUAUAUAUACAUAAAUAUAUAUAUAUAUAAAAUGUUUUCAGACCAGAAACCAUGAGAAAUGUUUGUUCAAAGACAAAAAAAGAAACGGACUGAAAUGUUUUUAUAUGCCAGUGGACGGCAGGAAGAGCUGUAUGAGUUCAACAUUGUCUGAAUUCAGCUAAAGAGGGAGCAACUUUCUCUGUGUUGACCUUUUUGCAGUUUGAUAUUUUGGAUUGUAGUUCGACGUUGCAGCCGCCUCCCUCCGGACAGACGAAGGCCCGCGAGAUGGCUCGGGCCUCUAAACUUUAGCAGAGUAAUUUGAGUAGUUUUGUUUUUUGUUUUUUUUUCUACAGCAGCACAUCCACCGUAUCACUCUUCAGCACACACUGGAUCGAAGCAGAGACUGUUGGAGUUGAAGGACAGCAAUAACAAACCAAAUAAAAAGGAGCAGAGCCACUUGUUGAAGCAUUAUGUUGCAGACAGAUUCCUCCUCGUUCAGAGCACUAUCCUGGUUAUUGUAGAAUGGCUGUUUUGUUAAUGAAGUGUAAAAGUGUACAUAAACUUAUUGUAUAAAAUGUUCUGGCCUCUGCAUUUUCCUUAACAUGU
This is a messenger RNA of Seriola dumerili (greater amberjack), 4969 nucleotides long. RefSeq names its product exportin 4 (gene xpo4). NCBI's taxonomy places the organism in Eukaryota, Metazoa, Chordata, Actinopteri, Carangiformes, Carangidae. Gene Ontology annotation, molecular function: nuclear export signal receptor activity. The record is from RefSeq and is a predicted model, not a curated record. Gene Ontology annotation, biological process: protein export from nucleus. The transcript is spliced from 24 exons. Gene Ontology annotation, cellular component: cytoplasm; nuclear pore. Bases 1 to 3480 code for a protein of 1159 amino acids.